UGGUGCCAAGUAGGCAGCGUCCAGCAGCAGGACGGGCGGGCAGGCAGCAGCAGGUGGCAGUAGGUGGAGCAGCAGUAGCUGGGGGAGGUGGAGGGGAGGAGGAGAAGGAGGGGAGAUAGAUGAAGGUGGUGGUAGCCCACUUUCAGACAGCUACAAUACAACAGCUGGCCACAACAACUAGGACACAAUGGGGUCAGAACAGCACUAUUCACUGCGGUGGAACGACUACACGGUCAAGAUUGUUACAGCGUUCCAGUCGUUACGGGACGAGGAAGAUUUUGUUGAUGUUACCGUGGCCUGUGAUGGUCACUCCUACUCGGCCCAUAAAAUGGUGCUUUCCGCGUGCUCUCCAUAUUUCCGGGCUCUACUCAGGGCCAACCCGUGCCAGCACCCCAUAGUCAUCCUAAAAGAUGUGGGCCACGUCGAAUUGGAGAGACUACUAGAAUUUAUGUACAAUGGUGAGGUGAGCAUAGCGCAAGACCAGCUAGCUGCCUUCUUGAAGACCGCGGAGAACCUGAAGAUCAGAGGAUUAGCUGGGUCCUCCGAUGAGAUGGAUCAGGCGGGGCUGCAUAGACCAGAUGUGUCAUACAGUUAUAGCAGCUGUGCCAUAGGUGGAGGGGGUACUUCUGGCCGAAGUAGCCCUUCCGCUGGUUACGCCCCCAGCCAAGGCUCAAAAGACGACGAAAUUGUAGGUGAUGGAAGUGGAGGCUACCACACUAGACCUGAGUCACCCCCUAGCAAGAGACGGAAACGAACAAGUGCCCCUGCUGCUGGCCAUGCUGACUCCAAUACUGCUAGUCACACCACAGACGUUGUGGGUGAAACACCAGUGGAGGUUGAUAGUGGUGGAACGCUGGGCGGCGGAAGUAUACCUGGGGAAGACGACUUGAGGUUAGACCGAAGAGAACUGAAGAGCGAGCCGGGUGACGCCAUGACGGAAGUGUACAGUGAAUCCUCCGAGAUAAGCACCGAUCCGCAAUCUCACUCGGGUGAGGCCCUGGAUCCACGGCAGUCUGUAAUGUACCCUUUAGGUUAGUGCUGUAUGUCAUGCAGGCAUAUAUAUAUAUUUAUUUAUCUUUUUAUUUAUUUGGUUCUUUUUCUUUUUCUUUUUCUCCAAGUUCUUUGUUAUCUUUUCCUCUUAUAGUGUAUGAUGAGGUGAAUUUUUGAUUGGGACUUUGGUGUUGGUAAGUAAGAAUGACAUUUGAAAUGAGAUUUUAUUUAGAAGAGUGGAUGGAGUCAAAAGUGAGAAAUUAUGUGACAUUUUGCACUUGGCUUGUAACCUAGAUUUUUUUCUCUCUCAAAUGAGCAAUACUUUUCUGUGAUCGGCUUUUAUGUAUAUUUUAUAUUUUGAUUAUGUUUUCUGGCUGAUGAUUAUGAUUUGGAUUCUAGAAAUAUGCACUGAAUGACUUGAACAUAUGUCAUGUUUUAAUUUUUCUCUUUUUUUAUAUACAGAUAAAAAGUAAUUUACUAGUAUUGAUAUCCAUUUAACGUAAAAAGCUAUCAGUCUGUACAUUUUAGUGCAUCUAAAUAUUAAAGAAAAACUUACUUUGAACUGUAAUGUUUUGAGAAGGAUAGAAUUACUUGGGAAUGUUAGAAAGUUAUUAUUAAUUACAUGCCGGUUUUGUUAACUGUGAUUAAGA
Messenger RNA from Penaeus vannamei (Pacific white shrimp), 1640 nucleotides. The record is from RefSeq and is a predicted model, not a curated record. Lineage: Eukaryota; Metazoa; Arthropoda; Malacostraca; Decapoda; Penaeidae.